Molecule: messenger RNA, 2647 nt
Organism: Vanrija pseudolonga
Lineage: Eukaryota; Fungi; Basidiomycota; Tremellomycetes; Trichosporonales; Trichosporonaceae
Exons: 9
Coding region: 448-2391 (647 amino acids)
Source: RefSeq, a predicted model, not a curated record
CCCGAUUUCCACUUGAGCCGACACCUCCGUAACGGUUCGACACCCGUCCUAGCUCGCUGGCCUCUCUCCUCUGCUCGGUAGCCCAAUACUCUGAGUCUCUUUGCCACUCGUCAAAGCUAGCAGCUCGAAAAGCAGUCGCAAACGGCGGGUCUAAUCUUGGCAACAUUAGCACGGCUGCCCCUAGCUGUUGACAAAGACGAACGUGGUCUCUAUCGUCCGAGGUCUUACUCGGCCCUUGCACGCUGCUCCACAGCGGGUAAUCUGCCCAUUCCACGAGUACCCCCGCGUCUUACGCGUCGUAAGUCGUACUAGAGGUCUACCAUUACUGUGGGGGGCAAGAAAUUUCCAGUCCAGUCGAACGUGUGGCUCGUAAACGCGUCCUACCUUUCGGCACGACAACAGCUCUUCACGACACCAAGUCAUCCUCCGAGUAUCUACUCUGUCACCAUGACCGCCGUCGACAGCACACCUCUGCGGGAGCGCAUUCUUCAGCGUCUCCCCAUCAUCAGCCACUUGUUCGUCCUCCCCUUCGCCAUCUGGGGCCCUGCCUUGGCCCCCGUCUGUUUUGCCGUCUUCAAUGCCAUUGUCCACUGUAUGGUCCUCGGCGUCAACCUUCGCACCAUCUAUGGCACGUUCCGCGCCUGGCGGGGAGUCAAGAAGCACUCCGAAACCGACUGGCGAGCGGAGUACGUGUCCAAGCGGGCUGGCCUGGCACAGGACGCAGACGUCCUCGACUACGAGGACGUUCAGCACUUGGUCAUUGUUCCCAACUAUGAGGAAGAUAUUACCGUCCUCCGCGAAACGCUUUAUCUCCUCUCGACGCACCCUGAUGCACGCCAAUACCACCCCGUGCUCGCCAUGGAGGCCCGCGAGCGUGGUGCCCGCACCAAGGCCGAGCUCCUCAUGAACGAGUACGGAGGCUCGUUUGGCUCGCUUUCGUACACGCUCCACCCCAGCGGCAUCGAGGGCGAGGCGGCCGGAAAGAGCUCCAACCUGUCGUGGGCCAUCCGUCAGGCAUGGUACUCGCUCACGGAGCGCGACCCGCGCAUCGAGGCCAAGACUGUUGUUACCGUGAUUGACUCUGACACCGCACUUGCGGGAGACUACUUUUCGGCAGUCACCUGCCACUACGCUCUCCGCAACGCUGACGAACGCACCCGCAUGACGUUUGUGCCACCCAUCGUCUUUGACCGCAAUGCCCACGAGGUUCCCGUCACUGUCCGCCUGGUCGACAUGAUGUGGGCCAUGGCUGGUCUGUCCACCAUCUACCCCGAGUCGACCGUCAAGAUCCCUACCAGUGCCUACAGUCUCGCUCUGACCCUCGCCUCAAGCACGGGCUUCCACGAUGCCGGACCUGCCGCCAUUGGCGAGGACAUGCAUGAGCACAUCAAGCUUCUCUUCUGCACCGCCGGCAAUGUUAUCAGCACUACUGUUUAUAGCCCUGCUUCUCAGCUCGACGUCUGUGCUGCCGACAGCACUGGCUUCGUCGGCAUGUACAACGACCAUAUUGCUCGAUACAAGCAGGCUGUCCGCCACCUUUGGGGCUCCCUCGACUCUGGCUACUGUGCUGACCGCCUGUGGCGCCGCGCAUUCGGACCUUGCGAGCAGGACUUUGAGUCGGCUCACCGUCAGGGUGCCCCUGUCGGUGUCUUUACACUCGAGGACAAGACCCAGUUGGACGAGAGCACGCUUCACGCCCCUGCUUGGAUCGACACCGUCGCGUCGGGACCCCAGACCCCUGUCAGUGGAUUGUCCACUCCCCUCGAGACCAUUUGCGAGGAGGAGGCCUCAUCUGUCAGCUCGUUUGGCCUUAACGACGGCGAUGAGAAGGCUCUCAUGUCCUUCCCCCGCCGCGAGAAGAUCAAGGUCAUGCCCUUCGUCGUCCUCAUCAUGCGUCUCUACGAGGCCCACCUGCUCAUCGGCCACAUGACCAUCCUCUCCGUCGUUCGCGUCCUCAAGGAGAUCCCUCACUACGUCUGGGAGAGCCCGGUGCAGCUCGUUCCCCUCCCCGUCGCCUCGGGCUCCGCCAUUUUUGUCAGCUACUCCAAGACCCUGGCGUCGUACCUCGGCCCGCUCUUCUUCUUCACUACCAUUGGCAUGAUCAUUGUCUUCGACCGCUACCACCAGCAGGCUGCUCUCCACCGCUGGCAGUUCGCCGACCGCCUCGGUGCACAGCCCUCUGCCCGCUCGUACCGCCCCUUCCCCCGCGCCGUCUUCGACGUCCUCGCGCUCCCCGGCGGUAUCCUGUUCGGUGUCAUCCCCGCUUUCCACGCCCAGAUCAUGCACCUGAUCACCAUCAAGCUCAAGUACACCGUGUCGUUCAAGCCGACUGUCAAGGGACUCCCUCGUCCCGCUACCUCGGCGCGGGACGUCGAGAAGAGCAUCGUCUAAACAACGGCAACGCUCUUACAUACACGGUCAAAAUAUGAGCAUAGAAUCCCCACCUAGAGGGGAGGGGUUACUCGUCAACAAUAUCAAGCUGGUCUGUCUGCGUGGACCGCCAGAUCCAGCGUCUUGGGGUUAAAGGUAUACAGGUUACAUUAUCACAGACUUCCCUAGCAGUCUUUAAUACUUCACAACGUCACAUGUGCAAUGUGUCGUCUAAUGACCAUUUACGUAGAACGGACGGAUACCAAGUAUUACGACU